GGGAGGCCCCGCGGCCGGCUGCUGGAGACAGGCACCCGGGCGGAGAAGCGCGCCUCUUGGCCUUCUCUCCGCGCCCCUGCGUUCCCGUCGGCCGCCCGGAGAGGCCCGGAGGAGGCAGGUGGCUCUCUAGAAGAUGACCAUAGAAGAUCUUCCAGAUUUUCCAUUAGAGGGAAGUUCUUUGAUUGGAAAAUACCCAUUUUUAUUUCAAGGUUCUGAUACACCAGUUAUCUUUUCCAUUUCUGCAGCACCAAUGCCUUCGGACUGUGAGUUUUCUUUCUUUGAUCCUAAUGAUACAUCAUGCCAGGAAAUUCUCUUUGAUCCCAAAACUUCUGUAUCAGAAUUAUUUGCCAUUUUAAGACAGUGGGUUCCUCAGGUCCAGCAAAACAUUGAUGUUAUUGGAAAUGAGAUUCUUAAGAGAGGUUGCAAUGUGAAUGACAGAGAUGGAUUGACAGAUAUGACUCUUUUGCAUUAUACAUGCAAAUCUGGAGCUCACGGUAUUGGUGAUGUUGAUACAGCGGUAAAAUUUGCAACUCAGCUUCUUGAUCUGGGAGCAGAUGUUAGUUUGCGGAGUCGAUGGACAAACAUGAAUGCCUUGCAUUAUGCUGCUUAUUUUGAUGUUCCUGAGCUUAUAAGAGUGAUUUUGAAGACAUCUAAACCAAAAGAUGUGGAUGCCACUUGCAGCGACUUUAAUUUUGGAACAGCUCUGCAUAUUGCUGCAUAUAACUUGUGUGCAGGUACCGUGAAAUGCUUAUUGGAGCAUGGAGCCAAUCCUGCAUUUAGGAAUGACAAAGGGCAGAUCCCCGCUGAUGUUGUCCCAGACCCGGUAGAGAUGCCCUUGGAAAUGGCCGAUGCUGCGGCCACUGCUAAGGAAAUCAAGCAGAUGCUGCUGGAUGCUGCGCCUCUGUCAUAUGAUCUCUCAAAGCCCUUGCUUCCAAAUUAUGAUCGUGUUACUAGCAAGGCAAUGCUGACGUCACUUGGCCUGAAGCUGGGGGAUCGUGUUGUUAUUGCAGGACAGAAGGUUGGAACAUUGAGAUUUUGUGGAACAACUGAAUUUGCAAGUGGACAGUGGGCUGGCAUUGAGUUGGAUGAACCAGAAGGAAAAAACAAUGGAAGUGUUGGGAAAGUCCAGUAUUUUAAGUGUGCCCCCAAAUAUGGUAUUUUUGCACCUCUUUCAAAGAUAAGUAAAGCAAAAGAUCGAAGGAAGAAUAUAACACACCCUUCUUCUACAAAAGCUGGACCUCUCAUCAGGUCCCAGAAAAUUGAUGUAGCUCACAUAACAUCAAAAGUAAAUACUGGAUUAAUGACAUCAAAAAAAGAUAGUGCUUUAGAAUCAACACUGUCAUUGGCUCCUGGUGAAGAGUUGAAAACUGGAGCAGAGAAAGAUGUUCCCCUGAUUGGAUCCAUCAGCAGCUCCUCCUCUAUAUCUUCUUUGGAGCACAAACAGAGCCUCUCCAAGAAACUGAAUGCACGUGGCAAUAACAAGAAGACAAUGAGCAAAAGCCCUUCUCUCUCUUCUAGAGCCAGUGCUGGUAUCUAUGGCUUUUUCAACCAGGCUUUCUUGGUGUUUUUUAUCUUGGUUUGUUUCCCUCGCACCUCUCCUCUCUGUCAGCACACUAUGGAUCUCUCUGCCUUUCUCCUCACGCUCCUGCCAUUUUCCCUUGUCUGGAUUUCUUCUCUUCCUUGUGUAUCUAAGGACUCCAGCCUCUGUUUGAAUUCCUCAGCAGCAUCUGUAGCAAAUAGUGGGCGCUGCGAAGGAGACCUCCGAAUUGGAGACAGGGUGUUGGUGGCAGGCCAGAGAAUUGGUGCCAUUAAGUUCUUUGGGACAACAAGCUUUGCUCCAGGAUAUUGGUACGGGAUAGAGCUUGAGAAACCCCAUGGCAAGAAUGAUGGUUCUGUUGGAGGUGUGCAGUAUUUUAGUUGUUCCCCAAGAUAUGGAAUAUUUGCUCCCCCAUCCAGGGUUCAAAGAGUAACAGAUUCCCUGGAUACUCUUUCAGAAAUUUCUUCAAAUAAACAGAAUCAUUCUUAUCCUGGUUUUAGGAGAAGUUUCAGUACAACUUCUGCUUCUUCCCAAAAAGAGCUUAACAGAAGAAAUGCUUUUGCCAAGUCGAAACCCCCCCUGCACCGCAGCUGGAGCAGCAGCUCGACGGCCGGCGGCCUGGAGGGUAGCGUGAAGCUGCACGAGGGCUCCCAGGUCCUCCUCACCAGCUCCAACGAGAUGGCCACCGUGAGUUAUUUGCCCUUCUGGGAAUGUCCCACCUACAGACACUUCAGAGCUGUGGGGGUAGAUGGCCCCCGGGGCUCUGGAGCUGGACCUCUCCUGCCGCGGGGUUCUGAAGCUGCUGUUCCUCACCUCCUCCCAGCUGGUGAGGAGGACCUCAUGAGCUAGCUGGUCACCAGACCAUCCAGCUGGAAUGCAGGUCUCCUCACCUGUGGCCUGGGCUCUUGCUGCUGCCCAGUGUGUCAGCUCAGAUCUGUUUCUGUGUUGGUGACUGCCUCAUCUGGAGGAGCUUCAAAUCCCAUGAUUAGGUUCAUGAAUUCAAGUCACCAUUGGAACUGUUUGCACAUAUUUAACUUCCUUACUAGACAUAUCUAUAAAACACACACACGCGAAGCACUUUGAAAAUAAAACAUGAUGCACUUUCCUCCUUGUGGAGAAUUUGCCAUCAUUUCCUCUGGGGAUGAAAAAUAUUUAAAAAAAAUAUAUUUGAGACAGAGCAAAUUAAGAUACGUUAAGAAGAAUGUAGUAGCUAUUCAUUUAAAUGGUUAUGGUUUUUGGUGUUUUGUUUUAUUAUUGGUGUUGCCUUUGCUGUUGCUGCUGGUUUCAUGUUCGAUUGUUGCGGAAUUCAGCCUGUUAUAAAGCUGCAGAGCUGUAUCAUGUCUUUAUUUUCCUUUUGAGUACAUGUUAACAAACUAAGCUUCAUAAUAGAGUGAUGUAAUAAUGCAAAACAUUUGUGUUGUGGAUAUGUAUUGAAGUUUGUCCUAUAUGUACAAAGAUUUAUCUUUUAUCGUAGAUAUUCAGACUCUAAACGACCACAGAAAUAUCAGAGCAGUUUGCUUUAUAAGAUAAAAAGCAUCCUUCAAAAUGGAGCUUGCUUUGUGCUUUAGAAAGAAUACGUUGAACUAUUUUGCAAUAUACUGUUUAAAAUCUAAAUUCUGUUGCUUUGCUGCCUUUUUUAAAAAGUAUGAAAUUUCAAAUAUUGCUAGAGCUAUUUUCCUGAAAUACAUUUGAAAGUAAGGCUGCUUUAUAAUCAAGGAAUAUUUUUGACUGAAGAAAGUGACUGUACUAUGAUUCAAAAGUAAACUUAUUUUAUUAUAUAGUUUAUUUCUUAAAAACUCUAUUUAUAUCUUACCAUGAAAUCCAUGACUACACUGAACUUGGGUGUCCAUAAUUCUUCCUGUUAAAUGCAAAAUCCUAUAAGUUAGUAAUGUCAAUACUGAAUUUAUUUUGAGGGUAGACAACCAAUUGUUCUCAUAUUUAGAUUAGGAUUAUUAAAUCCAUGUGAUGUGUAUGUUUACAUAUACUGAACAUAAAAAUUAGGUGUUUUCAUUUGUGUUUUGCUUCUGUCAUUCAAAGUUCACAUCUUGAGCAUUAAUAAAAAGGGAAGCUGUUUUGGUUUGGAGUGGCAUGUUGUCAUUGACCCUGCCUGCAGUACCUUUUCUCAGGUACUCAGAUUACAUAUGCUUUGUGUUUAAUUUUUUUUCUUCUUACAGUAAUGACUUGGAUUUGUCCUAUACCUAUUGAGAGUCUUAAAAAGUGCCAUGCUUCUACUCAGCAAAUAAAGUUAUGUUUUCAGCUA
Messenger RNA from Budorcas taxicolor (takin), 3797 nucleotides. It is a transcript of the gene CLIP4, whose product is annotated as CAP-Gly domain containing linker protein family member 4. Lineage: Eukaryota; Metazoa; Chordata; Mammalia; Artiodactyla; Bovidae. The record is from RefSeq and is a predicted model, not a curated record. Gene Ontology annotation, cellular component: microtubule plus-end; nucleus; cytoplasm. The transcript has 18 exons. Bases 134 to 2386 code for a protein of 750 amino acids. Gene Ontology annotation, biological process: cytoplasmic microtubule organization. Gene Ontology annotation, molecular function: microtubule plus-end binding.